Molecule: messenger RNA, 232 nt
Organism: Nicrophorus vespilloides
Lineage: Eukaryota; Metazoa; Arthropoda; Insecta; Coleoptera; Silphidae
Biological process (GO): sensory perception of taste
Cellular component (GO): membrane
Source: RefSeq, a predicted model, not a curated record
AUGAUUGAAAAGACAGAUGACGAGCGAGACGUCGAAGCCAUCGCCAAAUUUCACGCUCUGUUUCUCGACUUAAUUGAAACGUUUAACUGCAUACAAGGCUGGCAUUUCUUUUACACGAUGAUCAUCUGCAUCCUAUUCACUUUGAUCAUCGUACAGGAUAUGCUAGAGCCGGACUUCGUUUGGGACACGCAGGUUUUCCUUCUCUACAUCUCCUGGUUUGCAUUUGUUUACG